CUAUUUUCUUUGUACCACGAACAGGGCAGCUGUGAGGGAAAGUAAGAAACUUUUAAGAUUUCUGUGACAGCUUAACACCUACAGUCUGCGCAAAAAAUAUGCCUAAAAAUAAAGGUAAAGGAGGAAAGAAUCGGCGGCGUGGUAAGAAUGAGAACGAGUCAGAAAAGAGGGAGCUGGUGUUCAAGGAGGAUGGACAGGAAUAUGCACAGGUGAUUAAGAUGCUGGGAAACGGAAGGUUGGAAGCUAUGUGCUUUGAUGGAGUGAAACGGCUAUGUCACAUUCGUGGAAAGCUCCGGAAAAAGGUGUGGAUAAACACGUCAGACAUUAUACUUGUGGGACUGAGAGAUUAUCAGGACAACAAAGCAGACGUUAUUUUGAAGUACAACGCUGACGAGGCUCGGAGUCUGAAAGCCUACGGAGAGCUCCCGGAGCACGCCAAAAUUAACGAGACGGACACCUUCGGACCCGGCGACGAUGAUGAGAUUCAGUUCGACGACAUUGGGGAUGAUGAUGAGGAUAUUGAUGAUAUCUAAAUUGGACACUCACUGAAAAAUAAAGGUGAAGCUUUCUCAUCUUGGUGAGACAGAACUCCCUCGUCCCCACUAGAGUCACUUCCCUGUCCACAAAUACAAAGUGACUCAAAUUUAGGACUCUGUCUCUAAUUAUAUGACUGCAUCAUCAUUUUCACUAUAUUUUGUUAUCUUUUAAUGUAUUUAUAAUAAUUUCACCUGCAGUGGAAUUUAGUUAAAAGUACAGAAUCUCUGGAUUCGCAAUAAAAGAUAAACAAUUUUAUGUUUGGUCUUGCAGUCUGCCUCAUUGUAAGAAUUUUUCCAACUACUUUAAAGAUCGUUAGAUAUAAAAAGACAGAGAAAUGUUUAUUGAGAUGAAGCUGAUGGCUCUAGCUUAUGUCUUUUGAAUGUUUUUUUGAACUCUAUCAAAUACUUAUCACUUAGCAAUGCAUUUGGUGAUGCAUUGAUUGUAUAAAUAAACACUCAGUUAAUGCAAGCUUGUCUCAGGCAACUAUCCCCUUCAAUCUGUAUUUUUCUAUUUUCCCUUGUUUUAUGUUUGUCUCUUUGUAUGACUGGUAAAUAAUGAACCGUUAUCAUUGUAUAACUCAGCUGUAUUCAUGAAAGUAAGCAAAAACCCAAAUGUUUUUAUCCCUACAAAAAUUUCCACCAACAAGUAUUGUAACUGCUUGUUUUCUACAUGAGGGAUUAUAAAUAAAAUGCUCAACAUAAACUAGAAAUGAACAGGAAAUUUGAUAGAAUUUGUUAAAAAUGAACAUCAUUGUUUUUACAUGCUGUACGAAUGUGCUGUCACAAUAUUAAGGGAAAAGAUGGUGUUGCCGCCAAGUGUUUCAGUAACUUGUGUAAUUGAAAACGACCUUCAAAAGAACUGAAUGCAAUUAAAAUGAUUGCUGUAUAUUCUGUGGUUGGCUUAAAAUGCCAAAUACACACUUUAAAGCUGUGUGAGUCUGCAAUAAAAUUCUAAAUUAGUCAGUACACUAAACAGCAAUAUGCAUUACGUCCUGGGUUUUGUGAGUUCCUGUGCAGUGUAUAGAUCCCCUGUUCUUCAGUGCAACCUUCACAACCUCAUAUGAUAACCUGCGAUUUCUUCCAUUUUAACACUGUAAGGCUCCAUUCAUACAUUUUUUUUGUUUAAUUUUCCAUGCAAACAAACUUGCUCAUGAGAAUAUGUAGUACUGAUUGCUUUAAGGUUGGUGUUUUAGGACAAGGGUAAAGAU
Molecule: messenger RNA, 1744 nt
Organism: Chanos chanos (milkfish)
Lineage: Eukaryota; Metazoa; Chordata; Actinopteri; Gonorynchiformes; Chanidae
Gene: eif1axb
Product: eukaryotic translation initiation factor 1A X-linked b
Exons: 7
Coding region: 99-533 (144 amino acids)
Biological process (GO): translational initiation
Molecular function (GO): RNA binding; translation initiation factor activity
Source: RefSeq, a predicted model, not a curated record